Toxorhynchites rutilus septentrionalis is the source of this 3104-nucleotide messenger RNA. RefSeq names its product GATOR complex protein Wdr59 (gene Wdr59). Gene Ontology annotation, molecular function: protein binding. The record is from RefSeq and is a predicted model, not a curated record. The transcript has 6 exons. The coding region runs from base 134 to 3001 and encodes 955 amino acids. NCBI's taxonomy places the organism in Eukaryota, Metazoa, Arthropoda, Insecta, Diptera, Culicidae.
UAUGCAACAAUGACGAAAUUUUCCAUAACAAUCAGUAGGUCAAAUCAACACACGCAACGAUUGAGACUCAGCAAAAUAAUAGAUCAAUUAUUGAAGUUAUUUAGUGAUAGCCCAUUUAAAUGGUCGGAGAAUAAUGCAACUAUCGUUCAACGAAACUCGUCCAGGCGCGAGUGGACUUUCGACGGUCGGUGCAAACGGAAUGGAGUCGAGCGGUUGUCUGUCGAGACGAAGUGCCUGGGUUCGCGAGUACCGUGACCUGCAGGCAAACGUUAUGUCGGUGGACUGGAGCGGAUCUUGGAUUUUGUUGGCUGGACGGAGACUGCUAGCUUUACAGUCGCUGCGAGAUUACGAUAUGAAUGAUUCCUCGUUAAUGGUGGUAAGGGAGGACAACAAUGGUGGCAGUCCUGGUGGGCUGAGUAAGUUCUCGAGACCGUGGAAGUAUGAGGUAUCGGCGGCAGAAUGGGCAAUAUGCCAAAACAGUCAGGAGUACUGUGCGAUUGCGACAAGCCAAACGAUCGAGGUGGUGACUUGGAAGUCAGGUCAGCCGACGUUGAAAGACUCGCUGAGGGCACACACUAGGAUGAUAACGGACAUCGAUUGGCACUCGAAGGUUCCCCACUUGUUGGCGAGUUGCUCGAUUGAUACGUACACCCAUUUGUGGGAUUUGAGGGAUCCGAGGAAGCCAGUGCUAUCACUGAACGCCGUGUGCAUGUCGGGGGCCAGUCAGGUUGGAUUCAAUAGGGUUUCGGGCAACCUGGUUGCCACAGCUCAUGAUGGUGAUUUGCGAAUUUGGGAUCAGCGGAAAGGUUCGUGUCCAAUUCAAUAUAUCACGGCUCAUUUGUCGAGGAUUCACGGUAUUAACUGGAGUCAUGAUCAUGAGACAAGUUUGUCCACGGCUAGCCAGGACGGCACCGUGAAAUAUUUUGAUAUCAAUAAUCCUAGAAGAGCAGAGAAGAUCAUAACCACAUCGUGUCCGGUUUGGAGAGCUCGUUAUACGCCAUUCGCCGAUGGUCUAGUCACUAUAAGUGUUCCGCAUCAGGGCAGGGGUGAGCACAGUUUGUUGAUGUGGAACAAUUCGAAGCAGGAUACUCCCAUUUGUUCAUUGACGGGUCAUACCGAUGUCGUGUUGGAUUUCGCCUGGAGACGCAACAGUUUGGCUGGCGCUGACCCGGAACUUAUCACGUGGUCACGGGAUCAAACGAUUAGAAUUUGGCGUGUGGACGAGGAGAUUCGGAAGCUUUGCGAACGUUAUCCACAAGAGGAUGAUGAUGGUUUGAUCAUAGAGGAAGGUUCGGUUUUGAGUAAAGUUAGUUCGGGUAAUAGCAUGAAAAGUCCUACACGUGAGAGGCAGCAACCGUCGGUUUCGCUACAGCAUGAAUUUUCGCUACUUAAUCCAAACAUCCCUCACAUUGAUAUCGAGGUGUUGGAUCCGGUUAAAAGAACAGCAAUUGUUCGAAUCUCCGUCAAUGGAUAUGUUAUCAUGUUGCAAGUUAACUUCCCCCAACAAUAUCCAAACAAUGGAAUUGGCCCGGAGUUCAAUUAUUGCCAGGGAACUUCGUUGGAUGAUAAUCUUUCCGUGACUCUAAUGAAGGUGCUCAGAGCAACUGCAAGCCAAAGAGUUAAGAAAGGUCGUACGUGUCUCGAGCAGUGCCUACGAGCGUUGAUUACUCAGCUGAAGAAAUCCACUAACAAUGGAGACAAACACUUGAAACUACAAUCGCCCCGCUUGGAAGGUGCCUUGAGCAGUACACUGCAUGAUGCUUGUGUUCCAUUUCCGAAGACUUCCGGAGCAAGGUUUAGCCAGGUUGGAAUACUGGUCACAUUUUCGAGACCCCUCAACACAAAACGAAUCAGUCUCAAGCAUCAGAACACGACACCGAGAGCUUUGUCGGCACUGAGUGGAGGUUACUUGGGCAACGUUAUGGGAUCGCAACCAAUUUUGUAUGCCCACCGGGAUCCGAGCACUUCCUCAUUUUACGUCCAUGACAGGAAAUCGUCAAGAAGCAGAGGCCAUGCCCCGAAGGUUAACGUUGCCAUAGUAAAUGUAUAUGAUACAUCAAAAAUUUUAUACGUGAGUAAAGAGCUCGCACAGAACUACGUGAUCAACACUUCCAACGUGACAGAGAUGUGUCGCCACAACAAGGAGGUUGCCGAGAAGCAUGGACGGCCGGAUUUAGUGCAGUGUUGGUCGCUGGUACAGAUGAUAGCUCAACCGAACUCAGAUUUCGAGGCGGAUGAUGAUAUGCUUUGCUCACAGAAUCCAUUCGCGAAGAGUUUACUUGAAUCACUCAUCAGCCACUUUGCGCGAAUCUAUGACAUCCAGACGGCGGCCAUGCUGUGCUGCGCUUUCGGCCGCCACUGUCCGUCGAUGUACGAGCUGUCCCGUAGCUCAAGCUCGAGUAGCAAAUCGGUCAAUCAAAGCCACUUUCUUAGUGGUCUGCGCAAAAUAAAGCCGAGUGGUUCACCCUACCAUACAAUCCUGCCCGUGGACAACACAAGCUCAAGCAACGUUUGGAAUUUGGCGCAGCAGUUGAAGCACUUGCGUAGUAACUCGUGGUCGGAUUCACAAGAUGAUUGCCGAGUAGUAGGCGUGGGAGACAUCAAUCGUAGCUUGUUGGGUGACAGCAACCGCUAUUUGUACGACAACUUCAAACGAGCUUACGCCGAAAUGCUCUAUCGGUGGGGAUUGCUGGUCACGCGCGCCAAGGUGCUGAAGUACCUUUCCGUUUACACGGAUUCUUCACGCUGUGUGGAAUUCGUUACGGAAUGUCCGCACUGCUGUCGGAUUGGAUCUCCGGCGUGUAUAAGCUGCAAAAAACCUGUCUUAUAUUGUACGCUCUGCAGACUUCCGGUUCGUGGAGCGGCAAAUGCCUGCAUUAACUGUGGCCAUGGUGGCCAUACGGAGCACAUGCGGAUAUGGUUCGAGAAGCACGACGAGUGUGCUACUGGCUGUGGAUGUCAUUGUUUGAAGAAAAGUUCCGCCCUGUGCAAUUUAAAUUGAUUUUGUUUAAAUUUUUUCUUUGUUGAUUUUAUGUGAACAUGGAAUAUAUAAAUGAUUUGCCGUCAAGUUUUUUUUUAAUAAAGGAGAAUAUAUUGUGAUUAAA